This is a messenger RNA of Rhodamnia argentea, 2265 nucleotides long. Its product is annotated as wall-associated receptor kinase 2-like. Gene Ontology annotation, molecular function: calcium ion binding; ATP binding; protein serine/threonine kinase activity. Gene Ontology annotation, cellular component: plasma membrane. The record is from RefSeq and is a predicted model, not a curated record. Bases 1 to 2265 code for a protein of 754 amino acids. The transcript has 3 exons. Gene Ontology annotation, biological process: protein phosphorylation; cell surface receptor signaling pathway. NCBI's taxonomy places the organism in Eukaryota, Viridiplantae, Streptophyta, Magnoliopsida, Myrtales, Myrtaceae.
AUGGUCAUCCAUUGGCUUCUCUUGAAAGUUGUGGUGCUUGGGGCUGUAUUGGGUCCAUACCACAAUCCCUUAGCAGCUGCUGAUCAUUUAGUGACGAAGCCCGGAUGCCAGAGCACUUGCGGAAACCUCUUGAUUCCAUACCCCUUCCGAUCGAGUGACAGUGAUCCCAAAUGCCCUAACGUUUCUGCCUUAUUUACGGUGGAUUGCGACCACUCUACCGACCCUCCAACGCCUUAUUGGUACAAUAAAAGUAGUAACUUCCAAAUACUCAACAUCUCUCGAGAGGAUCACGAGAUGCGAGUAGCCGGGAGCAUCAAUCAAGACUGCUAUAACUCUUCUGGGUACGAUGCGGCUUCAAGCGCCGUUUUCAACGUCAGCCUUGGUGAUUUCCCCAUAUCCAUCACCAAGAACAUGUUCAUUGCUGUCGGUUGCGAUACGUCUGCGUACUUCUUGGACCUCCAAAGGAAAUUCAUCUUUGGAUGUAUGUCGGUAUGCACUGACAUUUCCGAAAUGACUAACGGCUCGUGCUCGGGCAUCGGUUGCUGCGAGACGAGCGUACCAAGAAAUUCAUUCGGCUACAAUAUCUCCUUUGAUAGCUAUAAUAACCAUAGAGAAGUCCUGAGUUUCAAUCCUUGCAGCUACGCUUUCGUCGCAGAGAUCAGUUCCUACAACUUCAGUACUGGUGAUCUUUCGGGACUUCAUUUCAACAACACGCCGCUAGUUCUUGACUGGGCAAUAGGGAAUAGAACGUGCAACGUCGCCAAUAAGAGCGGGGACUACAUGUGCAAGGGAAACACCAGUUGUACCGACGCUGAAAACGGAUCGGGGUACAAGUGCACUUGUUUAGAAGGUUUCCAUGGCAAUCCGUAUCUCGAGAAUGGUUGUCAAGAUAUUGAUGAAUGUGCUGAUCCAAAAAAGAGCCCGUGCACUGCAGUCAUUGGAAAGUGCACUAACACUGUCGGGAGUUAUAAUUGUUCAUGCCGAAAGGGUUAUCAUGGUGAUGGCAGGAAGGAUGGGAAAGGAUGCACAGUUAAUCCUCAUCCAUCACAUUUGGUGCAGAUACUUGUUGGUGCUGGCGUAGGGACAAUAGUGCUACUGUUCAGCGCAAGCUUUAUGUAUCAGGGGAUCCAAAAGAGGAAACUCAUCAGGCUCAAAGAACAGUACUUCAAGCAAAAUGGUGGCUUGCUCUUGCAGCAACAAUUACACGAACAUCACAGGACCACCAACACCACGAAAAUCUUCACAGCCGAAGAGCUAGAGAAGGCCACGAACAAUUACGACGAGAGCAGAAUAGUCGGUCGAGGUGGAAACGGUAUCGUUUACAAAGGGUUGUUGCCAAACGGCACGGUUGUCGCGAUCAAGAAGUCCAAACGUGUGGACAAGACCCAAAUCAAGCAGUUCGUCAAUGAAGUCAUAGUGCUUUCUCAAAUUAAUCACCGUAACGUGGUCAAGCUUUUGGGAUGUUGUUUGGAGACCGAAGUGCCUUUGUUAGUGUACCAGUUCGUAAGCAAUGGAACUCUAUUUGACCACAUGCAUCACGGCAACAAGUCCCCCAAGAUGUCCUGGGAUAUCCGAUUAAGAAUUGCUUCGGAUACUGCCGGUGUCCUUUCGUACUUGCACUCCACAACUUCCAUUCCCAUAAUCCAUUGUGACGUCAAGUCGGUAAACAUCCUACUGGAUGACAACUACACCGCGAAAGUUUCCGACUUUGGAGCUUCGAGAUUAGUCCCACUUGAUCAAGGCGAAUUGUCUACUCUAGUUCAGGGGACGUUGGGAUACUUGGACCCCGAAUACUUGCACACAAACCGAUUGACCGAAAAGAGCGAUGUUUAUAGCUUCAGGGUUGUGCUAGCGGAGCUAAUAACUGGGGAGAAGGCGUAUUCUUUCAACCAACUUGAGAAAGAGAAGAGAUUGGCAAUGCAUUUUCUUUCAGCAUUGGAAGACAAUCAAUUGUUCCAAAUUGUCGACGCAGUGAUUGCAAAUGAAGGGAACGACGAGCAAGUGAGGGAAGUUGCCAAUGUCGCAAAGAGAUGCUUGGCAGUAAAAGGGGAGGACAGGCCGACCAUGAAGGAAGUGGCGAUUGAGUUAGAGGGACUCAAAGAGAAACCUAGUCAUCCAUGGAUGAGUAGCGUCGAUUUGCAUGGAGAAGAGGCACUUUAUCUGCUGGGAGGCACUGUAUAUAUGGAUGGUAUUGAGACCAUGAACUCUGGGCCCUCGGCGAGCAUGAUAAAUGAUGUUAUGACACUAGUUAACGGUGGCAGAUGA